UGCCCCCCUUCUGCAUUCAGACCUGCCGUCUCACCGAGAAGCGUCCGGAUCAACUGGCAGGAUACUUUAGAAAUGUCCUGUGUUAGCCGUUGGUCUGUGGGGUUGACGUUAACCUUUGACCUUUGACCCCGCCCGUCGGCAUAGUUCGUUCUAAAUCUAAAGAUUGAAAACUCCCGCCAAGUCACGCCGUGCCUCUUUUCGGGACACUUGUGGAGCGGAACAUCUGAAGCUUUCAGGAGGACCGACGUGAUCGCCGACGCCUUCUGGGCUCCUCGCAGCUCCAGCUCGUCUCCUCGACUUCUGAGCCGCUAAGAGGAACGCCAACCACCUUUGAGCCAAAGUAGUUGGAGAGCCACCAUGGGAUGUACCAUCAGCGCCGAGGACAAAGCCGCGGUGGAGAGGAGCAAGAUGAUCGAUAAAAACCUUCGAGAAGAUCUGGAGAAGUCCUUGAGGGAAGUCAAGCUGCUUUUGCUCGGCGCUGGAGAAUCUGGGAAAAGCACGCUAGUCAAGCAGAUGAAAAUCAUUCACGAAGAUGGCUACUCGGAGGAGGAAUGCAGUCAGUACAAGGUGGUGGUCUACAGCAACACCAUCCAGUCCAUCACGGCCAUCAUCCGGGCCAUGGGACGCCUGAAGAUAGAGUUUGGGGACGAGCGGCGGGCGGACGAUGCCCGCCAACUCUUUGUGCUGGCCGCUUCAGCGGAGGAGGGUUCAAUGUCGGCAGAGCUCAGCGGCGUCAUCCGGCGGCUGUGGGGCGACGGUGGCGUUCAAGCCUGCUUCCAUCGCUCACGAGAGUAUCAGCUCAACGACUCUGCUGCGUACUAUCUCAACGACUUUGACAGACUCUGUCAGCCCGACUACAUCCCGACCCAGCAGGAUGUCCUGCGGACGCGUGUCAAAACCACGGGAAUCGUGGAAACUCACUUCACCUUCAAAGAUCUCCACUUCAAAAUGUUUGAUGUCGGGGGUCAACGCUCGGAGAGGAAGAAGUGGAUUCAUUGCUUCGAGGAAGUAACGGCCAUCAUUUUCUGUGUGGCGCUCAAUGACUACGAUCUGGUCUUGGCCGAGGAUGAGGAGAUGAACCGUAUGCAUGAGAGCAUGAAGCUGUUUGACUCCAUCUGCAACAACAAGUGGUUCACAAGCACCUCCAUCAUCCUCUUCCUCAACAAGAAGGACCUGUUUGAGGAGAAGAUCGCCAAGAGUCCACUUCAAAUCUGCUACCCAGAGUACGGCGGUGAGAACCUGUACGAGGAGGCAGCUCAGUACAUCCAGGGCCGCUUUGAAGACCUGAACAAGCAGAAGGCCAGCAAGGAGAUCUACACCCACUUCACGUGUGCCACAGACACCCAGAACGUGGAAUUUGUGUUUGACGUCGUCACCGAUGUCAUCAUCAAAAUCAACCUGGCGGAUAUCGGACUCUACUGAGGCCAUCGGCCCUGAAGGGGUCCCAGUGGUUUCCUGGUGGUCUCGGCUGGUAUCUGGUAUGCGGUGUCUGCAGACCAGUGGCCAGUGGGAGUGGGCUUACCAAGGGACUAACUGCUUUGGAGAUUGACUAGCAAAACAUGACUGUGAGAUCUUUGCACCUGAGGCA
This is a messenger RNA of Doryrhamphus excisus (bluestripe pipefish), 1588 nucleotides long. It is a transcript of the gene gnai3, whose product is annotated as guanine nucleotide binding protein (G protein), alpha inhibiting activity polypeptide 3. Gene Ontology annotation, molecular function: G-protein beta/gamma-subunit complex binding; GTP binding; G protein-coupled receptor binding. The record is from RefSeq and is a predicted model, not a curated record. Gene Ontology annotation, biological process: adenylate cyclase-modulating G protein-coupled receptor signaling pathway; G protein-coupled dopamine receptor signaling pathway. NCBI's taxonomy places the organism in Eukaryota, Metazoa, Chordata, Actinopteri, Syngnathiformes, Syngnathidae. Gene Ontology annotation, cellular component: cytoplasm; heterotrimeric G-protein complex.